AUGGGCUCCACAAACUCCCCCCCAACCACCACCACCACCACCACCACCACCGACCUGACCACUCUCCCCCCCGCCACCUCCUCCACCCUCAUCCUCACGCACCCCACCCCGGCCGAGCGCGAGCGCACCGCCCGACACACCUAUCCCACGUGGGGCUUCGCACUCGCCGAGGCGGACUACCUGGCGCGCGAGGCGUACCUCACGACCGUGCCACUGGCGCGCGACGGCGGCAUCACGCACUGGAUCCUGACGGACGCGCGGCUGCCGCCGGACGGGCGGCCGAUCCUGUCGUCGUGCGAGAGCUUGCGGAAGAGAGCGGUCGUGGUGAAUGCUGCUGCGAAGGGGAGGAGGGGGGAGGAGGGAGGUGGUGGGGUGUUGGUGGAGGGGGUGGCGCAUGGGAUUGCGAGCGUUUUUACGGAGCCGGCGUUUCGCGGGAGGGGGUACGCGAGUCGCAUGAUGAAGGAGGUCGGGGAGAAGUUGAGGGUGUGGCAGGCGGGUGCGGCGGUGGCGGCGCCCGGGGUGGCGGUUGCAGUUGCGGAAGGGGGGGAGGUGGCGGUGGAGAAGAGCCAUUCGCUGUUUUCGGUGUUGUAUAGUGAUAUUGGCAAGACGUUUUAUGCGAAGAAUGGGUGGGCGCCGUUUGAGAGCUCGCAUGUUUCGUUUAGGCCGGUGGAGGGUGCCGCGGCCGGGGGGGAGGGCCAAGUCGCGAAGGCCCUGGGGUACCAUGAGCUGGCGGAGCUGUGCGCGGUGGACGAGAAGUUGCUGAGGGCGGAUCUGGCCCGCCGCCGGGACGGCAAGCCGCAUGUGGCCAUCUUGCCGGAGCUGGAUGCCUUGCUGUGGCAUCUCAUGCGUGAGGAUUACAUGACCAAGUCGAUCUUUGGAAAGACACCAACGGUCAGGGGUGCGGUGGCUGGCGAGCCCGGGAAAAGGAUCUGGGCGGUGUGGAUGAGGGGCUACUACGGCGGGCUGAAGAAGCUGGAGGGGAAUGUUCUGCACGUUCUGCGGGUCGUGGUCGAGGAUCCCAACCAGCCCGAUGAGGAGCUGGUGGCCGGAUUCCGGUCAAUUGUGCAGAUUGCACAACAUGAGGCGGCCGAGUGGAAGACGCAGGAUAUCCACAUUUGGAACCCGGAUCCGAAGCUCAAGGGCCUGGUCGAGAAGUGCGGGAUUGAGUCCGAAUUUGUCAAGCGAGACAAGGACAGCAUCGCUAGUUUGAGAUGGUAUGGCGAGGAGCCAACUACCGAGGUGGAUUGGGUGGCUAACGAGAAGUACGCCUGGUGCUGA
Messenger RNA from Chaetomium globosum CBS 148.51, 1278 nucleotides. RefSeq lists its product as uncharacterized. NCBI's taxonomy places the organism in Eukaryota, Fungi, Ascomycota, Sordariomycetes, Sordariales, Chaetomiaceae. The record is from RefSeq and is a predicted model, not a curated record. The transcript has a single exon. The coding region runs from base 1 to 1278 and encodes 425 amino acids.